CGUCGAUAGCCGGCGCUGCGCCGCGCUAGGCGGAUGGCUCUGGCUGGAAGCCGUCUGCUCGGAGGGUGAUAGUCGUUGGCUAGCCGCGGUCCGUGCCGGUAUUCAGAGAGUUUUUCCGCGAGAUACCAUCCCGUCCCGUCCAAUUGAUGCCGUUCGUCAUUGACGAUCGCGAGAUACUACCGAUACAGUUGUUUUAUUUCGUCAUGCGUGCGACGUUUGCUGGGCGUAUUGUUGUGUCGAGCUUGACAUUGUUGACUAGUGGGUGAUACACCGUUUCGAGCACGUAGUCUGCCACCUAUGACGUGCUCUCGAAAAACGAGGGCAAUGGUGAAUUUAAACUACCCGGGCAGUGUGAAGUUCAGUGAAUUGAAGUUCGUUGCUCUUUAUUAGGUGAGGUAACAGGUGUUUACGGGUCUGGCCUGUUAUAGUUUUGGAAAACGACGAUUGUUCGAUUUGUGAUGAAACAAGGCGUGUUAGUAAGUCAAUAAUUACUACAGAGUAAUUAACAGCCCAAUUUGUAAUCUUUUAUAAAACGAAAUGCUAAAACAUACAUUUUGAAGUGUAUGGCAUUUUCCACAGUUGAUGUUUAAGAGUGAUACUGAAUUUUUCAAGAGAUUUUUUAAUUUUGAGUUAUCGAGAAAUUUCCCUCAGCGUUGAUAAACUUAAACACUUUAUUAAUUCAGAAAAAAAAACUACCAUGUGUUCAGUGAACAGUCUCUCGACAAGAAGAAAUACUGCAAUGUGGACUGCAUAUAUAAUGUCCCUGUUUGUGUGAACAUCAAUCACAUCAGAAGCAGUGCACUCACCGGAAGUGUUGUCGCGCAAAAAAUACAAAACCAAGAUCAUGGAAAUCGUUACUUUUAAUGCGGCUCGCCAAGAUUUGCUGCUAAACUGUGGGGAACUGAAGCCGAAGCAACAAGUGCACACCAAUGGGACGCUCCGAUCCAUCAAACAGCGAAGAAAUGCGAAAUUGAUCCAGCAACAGCAACAGCAGAAAGUUCCCGCCAAUCGCAUCGUGGUUAGUGCCGAGAUAAAUUAUGAUAAAUCAACCAGUUCCCGUGAUAGUGAUAGCAAUAAUAAUAAUAAUAACUGCACUAGUGUAGUGCAAAAGUGUAAUGGCAGUGCUAUCAGGUUGAGUGGCGGUGGUGGUGGACCGACCGGUAAAAGUGGUUCCCUUCGGUCGUCGUCGGUUGGGGUGGUGUCCAGCGGGAAACCGGUCAACCUGACGCUGUCGAAAAUGUCUCUGCUGUGGAACACCAGCGGCUGGAUACGAGUCUACUGCGGUCCGGACCGGAGUGAUGUAAGCUGCGAAGAUCCGAGCCGGAUGGUGCAUGUAAUCACGACCGCAACCACGCUGGAUGUGGUGAAAGAUAUGGACCUACCGAUGGAGUACACGUUGUGGGUUCAAAUUGGUGGCUCGAAAACCCGUCGGCUCGAGGAGAACGAAUACCCGCUGUUGGUUCAGGAAGAAUUCCUCAAGUCGCUCGGCUAUCUGGACGAGUCCCGACGGGCUCGACUGGGAAUCGACCCGGAGCUGAAGCACUUGAUUCGGUUUCAUAUUGGCCCAUCGGAAAUACCCAUGUGCAAGGGCGUUCUCCGUUCGGGAUCGGUGGAGAUUCUCAAGGGUUUGGUGUUUCCCCAGUGGAGAAGACGAUAUCUGUCUAUCAUCGGGAGCAAAUUGGUCGUUUUCCCAGCUGGUUCGGCGUUGUCUCCGGAAGUGUACGAACUGUCGGGAGCGGACAUCUACGAACAUUCACCCGGUUACAACCGACUGAUUAUAAAAAUAGUGCCAAAGUCAAUCGAUAAUAACAAUGGAAGCAGUACAAAGGAGAACCUGAGUAGGUUCAUAGACAGUACCAGUACGACGCACCUGUACAACAGCACUGCUAGUGUCCACUCGAUCAGCGACCGCGAAACAGUGCUAUUUCUGGGCUUUGAAGAAUCCUGGGAACGUGACCAGUGGAGUGGGUGGCUAUCAGAGAUCAAACAAGAUGGCAGUGGUGAUGGUGAAAAACGGUUGGAUCUGGGGGAUUCCGGAUUACAGCAAAUUCCGGAAAUAUUCCUGCAAUCGUGUACCACGGUGGAAGAGUUGCUGGCUGGGAAAAAUAAGCUGCAAGAGUUGGCGCUGAGAGCACUCGGUGAAUUCGUGCAGCUGAAGGUGCUGCGAUUGAAUGGAAAUGCGCUGAAAAGUUUUCCCGAUAGUCUGUACAAUCUGCGAAGUUUGAAGAUUCUGGACUUGGAGGAGAACGAGAUCCGGAAGCUGCCCGAGAAGAUCGCGGUUUUGACGAGCUUGGAGGAACUGAUACUGGAGAAAAAUGAACUUCAAGAACUGCCCAACUGCCUGCAGAAAUUGACGAAUUUGAAAACGUUGAAUGUGGCGUACAAUCAGCUAGACCGCUUGCCCGCCUUCAUGGUGAACAGUAGCAACAUGCGACCCGUUGGGUUAUUUCAAAGGAAUGAUUCCGUUAGAAAUGGUCAUCACAGCGAUCCGUUGGAUAAGGACGUCGAAAAGAUCGAACUGCCACUGACCAAAGUUAAUUUACGAGGAAAUCAACUGAAGGGAAGCAUCAUCCUAGGAAAUUAUGGACUCCUUACCCAGUUGGAUGUUAGUGAGAAUUCGAUUGAGAUCAUGGAUUUAUCGGCGCUGGAUAAGCUGGAAACAAUUCAAUGCUGUAGAAACAACUUGAAAGAGCUCACACUGAACGGAAGGCAUUUGCACUCGUUGAUUGCGGGAAACAAUAAUCUUACCAAAAUUAUGGUUCGAGCAACACCAACAAACCUGAAGCAUAUCGACAUCAGUUUCAAUUGUCUCCGAGGGCUACCAGAUUGGCUGGUCGGAUGCCAUCAGCUGCGCACGUUGUACGCCAACAACAAUCAACUGCACGUUAUAUCCGAACACCUGCUAAACAACGAACAUGCAACCAUACUUACCCUACACUUGGCGUACAACAAUCUGACCAGUUUCCCGCCGAUGGUCAAGCGGAAGCUGCCCCUCCAAAAACUGUACCUGCAAUGUAAUCACAUCGAAGACCUGCCGGAGAAUUUCUUCAUAGCCUGCGAACGUCUUACAAUACUCAACAUCUCCAGUAACAAGUUGAUGACACUCCCGAUCAUUUUCGGUACCAAUUGCAAUCUCGAGCGGCUCUACGCCACUAACAACAAUCUCACAGAUCGGGUACUGGAUUCACUCAUUUGUCUGACUCGACUAAAGGUUCUGCACAUAGGCUACAACCAUCUGACAACGCUUCCGGAAACAUGCAUAACCUGCUGGGGUGAGCUGGAAGAGUUGGUCAUCUCGGGGAACAGGUUGAGGCACCUGCCAGAAAAUCUCACAAAUUUACGAAAUUUGCGGGUUUUGCGGGUUCACUCCAACCAGUUACAAUCCGUUCCUCCAUUGGCAAAGAACUUGAGCCUUCGAGUUCUGGAUCUGGCUCACAACCAACUCGAUAAGAUCAACAUGGUGUCGCUGGUGUCGAAACAUCUGCAGUUCUUGGAUUUGUCCAGCAAUACACAACUACAAGUUGAUCCCCAUCAGUUGCAAGCGUGUCGAUCGCAAAGACCCAUGAGCUUGGUGGAUGUUUCCGGUAAAAAUAGGCCCUCGCUGCCAACUGCACCGUGGCCGUACCAGGAGAACGAAGAGUACGAGCCGUGCUGGAAGGUCGGGUUUGCGGAAACUCCUGGGUGUCUACCAAAGUUGUACAUUUCGCAGUUGCGCUUGCCUGGGUUCUGUAAUUCGGAGGGGUUGUUCGGUAUGUUCGAUGGGGAGGUCAACAAUUUGAUACCGAAUAUGUUGGUGAAAACAAUUCCAAAGAUAUUGUUGGAAGAGCGAACAGUGAAAGAAACUGCCAAUGACUACAUGAAGUACACGUUGCUGUCGGCACAUAGGGAGCUGAAACAGCAAGGGCAACAUGAGGCGGUUAAUGUGACGUUGUGUCACAUAUCUAGGAGCCGGGUUCCAAGUGAGAUCAUGAGUUAUCUUCCGCAGGCAGCUAGUGGGAGAAAGUUUAUCUUGCGGGUAGCUAGUGUUGGUGAGAGCGUUGCGGUGUUGAUCAAGCAUAACAGAUGUGUAAAGUUGACUAAAGCUAAUCCCUGCCGGAGAAUUGGUUUAAGUGCAAACUAUCCGGUUACGGUGCCUGAUCCGGAGGUUACGGAAGUAGUUCUGAGCGAUGCUGAUGAGUACCUGGUAAUAGGGAAUAAGAAGUUGUGGGAGGUGAUAACAAUGGAAACCGUAGCUGAAGAAAUUCGAAAAGAAGAGAAUAUUUUGCUGGCUGCAAAGCGUGUUCAGGACAUUGCUCAGAGCUAUGGAGCUGAGGAGAAUAUCAGUAUUAUUAUCGUGAAGUUCAACAAUCUGGGUACGGAUAUUGACUUUCUGAUGAGGGAACUGAGGCAAACUAUAAGAAAAAAGCCUCCUGGAACGGGAAGUAUAAUGUCGGGGUUUUGUAAGUGUGGGUGUUGCUGUGAAUCCAACAAUAACUGUUGUCACUCCGGAGCAUCGGGCACCUUCAUGAGACAUCCUUCAGGGAGAAGUGAUCGCUCGUCUCCAAGCGGUCAGAGCGAUCAGACUUCUGGGAGUGAAACUCAAAUGAAUGGAACAAAAACCAGGUGUAUGGAUGUAACCACUCUGAGCACAAGAAAACCCAAUGCUUAUCUAACUAAUGAACGAAGAAGUUUACGAGGAGGUGUUGUACGAGCUGUACGGGCAAGAAUUGAAGAAGAGAAAGAACGAGAAGUUGAAGAAUCUGACUCCGCCAUGUCGGAGGAGCAGUUCAAAUGCUGGGAGUACAUGCUGGAACAGAACACCCAACUGCUAUUCGACAAAGAACUCAAUACAAUAUCUCGAGCUUUUACCAAACGGCCUGGGUCUAGCACUAACCUUGCACGGCCACAGAUGAAAUCACUGUCUUCCAGUUCACCACAAUUAGCUCAUGACAGUGAUAGCUGCUUUAACUCUUCCCUGAACGGAUACAAUACAAUGGCACACCCAACACGUGCUACGCCGUUCCUCUCGAAACAAUUCGGCAGUACACGUUCCUUCCACCCUACGUCUUCCCAAAAUUUCUUCAAACCCAUACGGUACAAUACUACUAGACCUCAGCCGAUCAACGCCGGUCCGAAUGCUGCCUACUUCGGAUCCCUUCAGAGAUUGAUGCCGUACAACCUGGAGUACGACUUCAACGCCAUGCAGGAAAGGUACGCCGCGAAUAACGAUGGAAGCGCACUUGAGCUGGAUGCCGUAGAUCCGGACGGAGGACGGAUGCAACAGUAUUGGGGAGUCGCCACAACAGAACUGUGAGACUAUCAAUCCUCGGAUAAACACAGUGACACAGACGUAGAUGUAUUUCAGUUUUAAGAUGUAUUGUUUGUAAAGGUCUCAUUUUCAUUUCGUUUAGCAAUAAAUUAAAUAAAUAUGUACACAUUGGAUUUUACACAGUUACUCAGCUAUCUGUAUAAGGAUCUGUUGUUUCUACUUAAACGUUAAAUGCUCUUUUUUUCUUGAAAUUCUAUUUACACUUUCCGCAAUCGUGCGCUACGUGAAUAACUUUAGGAAAAAAAAGUUUACUUUACACCUAUUAGAUUCCAUCCAAACUGCUGGCUUCCCCGCUUAGUAAAUACUAAAUGCUUACGAUUUACCGUGAAAUAUGAUUGCAGCCUGAAACAAGACUAGAGCUUUGACACGGAUUCCGACGAUUGUAAACUGAAAAACCU
Molecule: messenger RNA, 5706 nt
Organism: Aedes albopictus (Asian tiger mosquito)
Lineage: Eukaryota; Metazoa; Arthropoda; Insecta; Diptera; Culicidae
Gene: Phlpp
Product: protein phosphatase PHLPP-like protein
Exons: 8
Coding region: 845-5293 (1482 amino acids)
Molecular function (GO): protein binding
Source: RefSeq, a predicted model, not a curated record